AUGGCGAGGCGACGGCAAUCUUGGCCGGUGAAGGCCUUUAUCACAGAAGAUCUCCCUCUGUACCACAACCUUGUCCUGAAACACCUGGCUGGAGCGGAUCCCGAACUGGUGCUGCUCAACUUUAAGUAUGAAGAGUUGCAGAGAAUUCCAUUGGCUGAAAUGUCCCGGGAAGAGAUCAACCGGCUGGUGAAAGAGUUGGGGUUCGACCGGAAGGAGACGCGCGAUUCACCUGUUCCGGAAGAGUUCCAGCUUGCCCCCGCGAAGCCUCUGCCUGCCUCAGAAGAAUCCCAGAGAGAACAGGCGGCAGAGAGGAAAGGGGCGAAGGGCAGCGAACUGUAA
Molecule: messenger RNA, 339 nt
Organism: Elgaria multicarinata webbii
Lineage: Eukaryota; Metazoa; Chordata; Lepidosauria; Squamata; Anguidae
Product: selenoprotein M-like
Exons: 4
Coding region: 1-339 (112 amino acids)
Cellular component (GO): endoplasmic reticulum lumen
Molecular function (GO): oxidoreductase activity
Source: RefSeq, a predicted model, not a curated record